This is a messenger RNA of Paracoccidioides brasiliensis Pb18, 1305 nucleotides long. RefSeq lists its product as uncharacterized. The transcript has a single exon. The record is from RefSeq and is a predicted model, not a curated record. Bases 1 to 1305 code for a protein of 434 amino acids.
AUGGCGACGACGACACCCAAGUCCGGACAACGAACACAACAACCACCAACAAAACCUUCUCCCCAAUCUCAGUCUCAACACCGACUUGCCCCUCCCUUAUUCCUCCCAGCCUCCAGCCUACACACUACUGCUACUACUACUUCUACUGCUACCACGGCUAAAACCACCAUGGCACCCUCUGCUGCCACCACCCACCUCCCCGGCCUGCCCCGCAAAUGGUCAAAAUGGUCAGCACGCAACCUGGCCCCCCCUGACUUCGCUCCUAUCUCUCCAACUAAAACUGCAACAACCACUACAGCAGCAUCCCCCGUCUCGCCAUCGCCCUUCAUGCGGUCAUCCCAACACCCGGCAACGGCAGCGGGACAAGCACAGGAACCGGGACCAAGCCCUGGCCCUGGCCCUGGCCCUCGACCGUCACUGGCGCAUGUCCAUGGACAAUGGCAUGGCUCCGGUUACGGAAAACUCGAUGGGACCGGUGCCCACGCCAGGAUUGCAAGCGCAGAAGCCCUCUGGCAAGAAAUGCAAAACACGCUUGCGGAAGUGGAGCUCAGCGCGAUGAAUGGGGACCACGUUUUUGGUACAGAACAUGCCAGAGCGCUGGAGGAGUUAAGGAGUAAACAGCUUUCGCUGGCGCAGGCGUGGUCGAGGAGUGAGGUUGAUGAAGUUGUUGGUAGUGGGACGGAUGCGGAUAGGGAUGGGGAUUUGGAUGCGGGUGUUGGUGUGGGUAUUGGUAUUGGUAUUGGUAUGCGAGGUGAGGGGCAUGCUAGCGGCGGCGGUGGUGGUAAUAAUGCUGGUAAUAAUAGUAAUAAUAAUAAUAGUAAUAAUAUGGAGGAUACGGGUAAGGACACUACAACUGCUGCUGCUGGUGCUGGUGGAACCACGACCGCCACUGUUACCAACGCCGUCUCUGGCACCGCAACUGCGACUGCGAACGCAACCGCGACUGCAAUGUCUGCCGCUGCCGCCACCGCCAAUGCUUCUACAUCAACUCUCGCCGAUCAAGGGCCGCAGGAAACGCCUCUGCUGGGUGAGAAUACGGAGAGGGACAUCUUACUAGCGCGCAAGCGGCGGGAGGCUAACGAUCGGUACUUUGACAGGGUUAACGGGGGUGUUUUGGAUGUUGUGGCUAAGCUUGAGGAGGUGGCGAUGACUAUGAGGGUUGUGGAGCGGGAGAGUAAGGAGAUUUGGGAUGAGAGUGAGGAUUCGGGGAUUUCGGGAGAGGGAACGGGAACGGGAAGCGGUAGGGGCAGUAGUAGUGGUUCUUCUGCUGCUUCGACGGCUGGUGGGUCGACGAAUAAUACCUGA